Messenger RNA from Ictidomys tridecemlineatus (thirteen-lined ground squirrel), 8402 nucleotides. NCBI's taxonomy places the organism in Eukaryota, Metazoa, Chordata, Mammalia, Rodentia, Sciuridae. The record is from RefSeq and is a predicted model, not a curated record.
AUGAACAUUGUGAGAAAAUUCAAUUUGAUGAUACCUUGGGGUACAUUCUUGCUCCAUAUACUGCUGUUUUCCUUACAAGGAUAUAUUUGUGUAUCAUCCAUCUUGAUGGGAACAUCGAAAAAUGAGUUUAAUGAAAAUCGACAGAAAAGAGCUCUUUUAGCAGCACAGCUUGAAGCAACUUCUCCAAGAUAUUUUUUCCAUGAAGCUAUUAACUGGGGUGAGAGCAAAAUAAAAGGUUCUUGUCCUCAUGAAUGCCUUAACGGAGCUUUCUGUUCUAAGACUGGUACAUGUGACUGUCAAAUAUUUCAAGCUCUUGGGACAAGGUGCCAGAUUAUCCCAAACAUGGGCAUUGGCAGAGAUGGUAUUUGCAAAACCUGGGGACAAUAUCAUUUUGAAACAUUUGAUGGCAUCUACUAUUACUUUCCAGGAACUUGUUCCUAUAUUUUUGCAAAGGACUGUGGUAAUUUGGAGCCUCGGUACACUGUAUGGGUUCAUAAUAGUCCUAGAUGCUUUGGUUCAGUGUAUACUUGUUAUCGGUCAAUCAGCUUAUUUUUUUCAAACCAAGAGGAAAUUCGAAUUUAUGGCCAUGAAAUUAAAAAAGAUGGAAUCAGUUUAACAUUGCCUCAGACAAUUGGACAGGUUUUCAUUGAGAAACUAGCUGACUACAUUCUGGUGAAAACCACCUUUGGCUUUUCUUUGGCUUGGGAUGGAAUAUCAGGAAUUUACCUCAAACUGUCUGAGGAGCAUAGUGGAAAAUCAUGUGGCCUGUGUGGAAACCACAAUGAUAUACAGUCUGAUGAUUUCAUAAUUCAGCAAGAGGACUAUACGGAAGACAUUGCUAUGUUUGCAAACAGCUGGUUGGUGCAAACUUCAGAGGACACCAAAUGUGUACCCACACCCUCAGAUUUCCCAAAUCCAUGUUCCAGUGGAAUGCCAGCAUUUGAGGCAAUCUUCUUCAAGUGUCAGAUACUGUUGCAGUUUCCUUUCCUAAGCUGCCAUGAAUAUAUUGAUCCAUACUUAUAUAUUGCCAGCUGUGUUAACGAUCUUUGCAAGACUGAUGAUGAUGAAACCUACUGUCGAGCAGCCACAGAGUAUGCCAGAGCCUGUUCUCACGCUGGCUACCCUAUUCAAGACUGGAGAGAUGACUUUCCAGCUUGCACUGAUAAAUGUGAUGAUAGCUUUGUGCAUCGGGAUUGCAUUAGUUGUUGCCCACCUACCUGCACGUUUGAGAAGCAGUGUCUUGGCAGCAAUCUUCACUGUCUUGAUGGAUGUUACUGCCCCGAUGGCCUUAUAAUGGACAACGGGACUUGCAUCUCCUUGGAAAAUUGCCCGUGUAGUUUUCAUGGAUUAGCUUAUGCAGUUGGUUCAAAAAUUGAACAAGAAUGUACUGAAUGUGUAUGUGUUGGUGGAGUUUGGAACUGCACUGAGCAUGACUGUCCAGUUCAAUGCUCUGUUGUGGGUGAUUCUCAUUUUACAACUUUUGAUGGUCGACAUUAUUCUUUUAUUGGCAUGUGCCAGUACAUCCUUGUGAAAGGAACUGGAAAAGAUAAAUUCACAAUUACUUUGCAGAAGGCCCCUUGUGAACAGAAUCUUGGCUUGGUCUGCCUGCAGUCUAUAACUCUAAUUCUGGAGGAUGAUUUUAACAAACAAGUGACCCUUAGUAGGGGAGGACAGAUCCUCACCAGUCCUAACCAAGGCUUUAAUCUGAAAGGAAUUGUUGAGAUUCAAACUCUGUCAUCAUUAUUUAUUCUUCUAAAAACCACAUUUGGCUUAAAGAUCUUGUUUGCUAUAGAUGGGGAAAGAAUUUAUAUUCAACUCACUAGUGCCUGGAAGAGAAGAACAUUAGGUCUGUGUGGCACAUUUAAUGGAAAUAUAAGGGAUGAUUUUCUUUCUCCCUCAGGCAUGAUAGAAGGAACCCCACAACUUCAUGCAAAUGCAUGGAGGGUUUCCUCCACCUGUUUCGCACCUGUUCAUGUGCCAAUGGUAGACCCCUGUAACAUUAAUCAACAAAACAUUGGGUAUGCAGCGCACUGUGAUGUCAUCCACCAGGAGCUCUUUGCUUCUUGCCACAUCUACGUGAGCCCUGGGCUGUACUAUCAGCUAUGCCGCCACGAUGCAUGCAAGUGUGGGAGCCCCUGCCUGUGCAAUGCUCUUGCCCACUAUGCCUACCUCUGUGGUCAGCGUGGAGUUCCCAUCGACUUUAGAGCUCAGAUUUCAUUCUGUGCUGUGGUAUGCCAAAAGGGCAUGCUGUAUCAUCACUGUUCCUCAUUUUGCCGCCAUUCCUGCACCUCUCUCUCUUCCCCGGAACAGUGCAAUGAUGACUGUGCUGAAGGCUGUAACUGUCCUGAAGGCAAAUUUUAUGAAGACACCCUUAACUUUUGUGUGCCCAUAUAUCACUGCCGGUGUCAUUAUAGGGGCAGCGUUUAUCAGCCUGGGGAGCUCAUCCCAACACCCUCAGGCUUAUGCCAGUGUUCAAAUGGGACUGUGCAAUGUGAUGAAUCAGCAACGCCCUCCACUGUUCAUGCCUGCCCAGAAGGAAAGGAAUAUUUUGACUGCAGGUUUCCUCAUCCUGAAUUACCAGCUGGUGGUGUAAAUUGUGAGACUACAUGUGCAAACUUGGCCAUGAACUUCACUUGUGCCCCAUCUUCACCCUGUAUAAGUGGCUGUGUUUGUGCUCCAGGGAUGGCAGAGCACAAGGGAAAGUGCUAUGUUCCUGAAAGCUGUCCUUGCAUCUGGAAAGACUGGGAGUAUCUCUCAGGAGAAGUGAUUGCUACACCUUGUUACACCUGUGUUUGUCGACGAGGAAUGUUCAAUUGCACAUAUUAUCCUUGCCCAGCUGUGUGUACAAUCUAUGGGGACCGGCAUUAUCAUUCUUUUGAUGGUCUGGAAUAUGACUACAUCAGUGAUUGCCAGGUUUUUUUGAUAAAGAGCACGGAUGAUUCAGAUAUAUCUGUCAUUGCCCAGAACAAGAAAUGCUUUGACAACGAUAUUGUUUGUUCUAAAAGUGUUUUGAUUUCAGUUGGGGACACUGAAAUUUACUUGAACGAUACUCCUUACAAACAGAAGCGAUCAGGUUUUUUUCUGGAAAGUAAACCUAGAUAUCAGCUCUGGAAGGCUGGGCACUACACAGUGGUGUAUUUCCCAGAGAAAGACAUCACUAUUCUUUGGGAUAAGAAGACAACUAUCCACAUCAAAGUUGGGCCACAGUGGAAGAACAAACUAUCAGGGUUGUGUGGAAACUUUGACAAAUGUACUUCAAAUGAUAUGACCACAUCUAAUAACUUGGAAGUGCGAAAUGCUCAGGUGUUUGGAGAUAGUUGGGCAUUAGGACAGUGCGAAGAUCCAAGUGAAACCAUAAAACCCUGUGAGGCACAUCAAAACAAAUUUCCUUAUGCCAAGAAAGAGUGCUCCAUUUUGUACAGUGAUGUUUUUGCUCCCUGUCGCAACGUGAUUGAUGUUACUUCUUUUGCCAAAAAUUGCCAUGAGGACACGUGCAACUGUAAUCUUGGUGGGGACUGUGAAUGUUUAUGCACUAAUGUAGCAGCCUAUGCUUACAAGUGCUGUCAGGAAGGGGUGUCUGUCUCCUGGAGAUCCUCCACGGUGUGCUCACUUGAUUGUGAAUACUACAAUGAAGGGCUUGGAGAAGGACCAUAUAUGCUGGCAAGUUAUGGACAGAGUGGCCUUAUUCUUGGUGCCAAUAUGACUAGUAGGAGCAUUUUCUCUUUGCCAAGAAGUAGUAUGCAUGGCAACUUAUUUUUUAAUUUUAUGAUCACUCCAGGCCUUUUUAAAGAGAAGGCAUCAUGUUACAGUGCAUUUGAAUUAUACAGCAAGAAGGGCUUUUUCAUCACAUUCACAGACUCCAGUGUCAAAGCAUCAAAAUAUGAUGAUUCUGAAGAAUUCAAACAGUCAAGUAGCUUCAGCAUAGAAGAAAUCCAGGCAGCAGUGCCUUACAGGAGGAUGUGUGAAUGGAGAUACGAACCUUGUGCCUCUCCCUGUUUUAAAACAUGCAGUGACCCUGAAGCACUAGCAUGUAAAUUUCUUCCACCGGUUGAAGGAUGCUUGCCUUACUGCCCUAAAAAUAUGAUCCUUGAUGAGGUCACGCUCAAAUGUGUUUAUCCAGGAGACUGCAUUCCUGUGAUUCCCACAGAGCCAACCUUAGUGCCACCAGGUGAGCUCUCUCUAUCCAUGUUUUCAGGUCCAGAAAUGAUUACCCCCUCAGACAUUACUGUAUUUGACACACUAAUGCCUACAACAGGUUUGGAAUGUGAGCCCCAGCAAUUUGAUCCUGUAUAUAACUGUAGCCAAUAUAUAUGCCUUAAUAUGGAAUGGACAUUAUACAACUGGUCUCUUAAUUGCCCAAAGGAAGUAGAAAUGCCAGACUGUGGUUUCCGGGGAAGACCUGUUCAAGUGAACACUGAUAUCUGCUGUCCCGAGUGGGAAUGUCCUUGUCGAUGUUCCAUGUUGUCAGAACUGAGCAUUAUUACAUUUGAUGGAAACAAUGCUGCACUAUAUAGUAUGGCUUCUUAUAUCUUAGUAAGAAUUCCUGGGGAGAUCAUAGUUGUUCAUAUUGAAAAGUGUUCCUUGAAUCAGAAUGGAAACUCAUUUAAAAAGCUAGCUUCCUCUGGAAGAAUCUCUGGACUUUGUUUUAAGAAGUUAAAUGUGACAACAUCAGUAAAUAAAAUUCUUGUCAAUAGGGUAGCAAGAAAGGUAGAAGUGGAUUCUAUUGUUGUGCCUUUGCCCUUUUCAAAUCAAGAACUGUUCAUAGAGGAUUCUGGUACUAUGUACAUGAUUACUACCCCAGCUGGAUUAAUCAUCAAGUGGGCUCAUCUUACAGGAAUCAUAGAUAUUCACUUCAGCUUCCGGUUUAACUUGUCAUCCUAUACAGAAGGACUUUGUGGAAUUUGCAAUGAAGAUCCAGAUGAUGAUCUGAAGAUGCAAAACGGCACAAUUAUUGUGAAUAUGGAAGACAUAGAGUUAUUUAUUGAGAGCUGGGAAAUUGAGAAAUCUUUUGCAGUAACAACAAGAAGACCUGUUAGGAAUUGUACUGAGCAUGAUUGCAGUCACUGCAUUGAGUUAUUAAAUAGAAGAGUUUUCAUUCCAUGCCAUGAUAAAGUUUCACCAAAGGAAUUUUGUGAAAAGAUGUGGAUCAAUUAUACCUAUUUCUGGAACUAUGAAUGUGAUGCUCUUUCUGCAUAUGUAGCUCUGUGCAACAAGUUUGACAUCUGCAUUCAUUGGAGAACACCUGAUUACUGCACUCUGAGUUGCCCAGAUGGGAAAGAAUAUCAACCCUGUGUGCGACCUUGUGAGGCAAGAACAUGCCUGAACAAAUGGUCCUAUGGACACUCUUCAUGUUCGAAUUUAAGAGAAGACUGUGUGUGCAGAAAUGGGACCAUUCUUCACAGGCCAGAUAAAACUCAGUGUAUUCCAGAGAGAGAAUGUGUUUGCACUGAUAGAGAAGAUCAACCCCGAACUGCUGGGGAGAUUUGGAAUGGGGGUAUUGAUGAGUGUGCCCUGUACAAAUGUUUGGAGAAUGGAAGCAUCAUUCCUGUAGAACCUGACUGUGAAGAAGAGCCCUCUCCCUUUUGUGAACGAGAAGCCGAAAUUGUCAUGGGCACCAUUGAUAAGCUGACCUGUUGUUCAAAGGAAGUUUGUGGAUGUGACAUGAAUUUGUGUGAAACUACCAUUCCAACAUGCACAACUAGUCAAAAAUUGGUUGUUGGUUAUAGCCCUCUUUCUUGUUGUCCACAGUACAAAUGUGAAUGUGACCCACUCAAGUGUCCUGUUAUUUCAACACCAGAAUGCAGAGAAGACCAAUUUAUGAUUCAUGUUCAGCAGGGAGAACCUUGCUGUUUUCUCCCUCUCUGUGUUUGUGAACCUUGCACUGAACCUAUUCCACUAUGUUCUGAUGGGGAAUUUUUAACGGUGAAUCUUAAUACCACACAUGUCUGUUGUCCUCAGUAUUACUGUGUCUGUGAAACAAAUCUUUGUCCUCCACCACUGCUCAACUGUGCAGAAGAUAUGAAUCUUGUCAAAGAAAAUGUAUCUGGGCAAUGUUGUCCAACAUGGCAUUGUGAGUGUAACUGUGAGAACCUUAUAAUACCAACUUGUGAAGUGGGAGAAUUUACUGCAAUAGAUCAUAACUUUCAGAGUGACUGUGGAUGUUUUCAGUAUCUCUGUGAAAAGGAUGACGUGUGUGUAUUUCAAGAAACAUCAGUGUUGAACCCUGGACAAUCUUUGAUAAAGUAUUUUAAAGGGGACUUUUGUUAUAAAAUUGAGUGUCUGGAAGAAAAAGAUAACCACACGGGGUUUCACACUUUGAAUUUUACGAUGGUGAACUGUUCAAAAGAAUGUGAUAUUCACCAGGUGUACAUUCCAUCCCCAAGUGAUUAUGAUUGUUGUGGAACCUGCAAAAAUGUAUCCUGCAAAUUUCAUAUGGAAAAUGGAACAUCAGUUAUAUAUGAGGAGGGAAAUACUUGGCAUUAUAACUGCAGCACAUAUGAGUGUGUUAAGACUGAAGAAGGAGCAAUGAUUCUGAACUACAGUAUGGUCUGUCCCCCUUUUAAUGAGACCGAAUGCAAAAUGAAUGAAGGACAUGUAAAGCUUUAUAAUGAAGGCUGUUGCAAGAUCUGCAAACGAGAAGAAAGAAUAUGCCAGAAAGUGACGAUUAAAUCAGUCAUAAGGAAACAGGACUGUGUAAGCCAAAGCUCUAUAAAUGUUGCAUCAUGUGAUGGAAAAUGCCCAUCUGCUACCAUAUAUAACAUCAACGUUGAAAGUCACCUAAGAUUCUGCAAAUGUUGUCGUGAAAAUGGAGUACGAAACUUGACUGUGCCUCUGUAUUGCUCAGGAAAUGGCACUGAAAUCAUGUACACUCUCCAGGAACCUAUAGACUGCACAUGCCAGUGGAAUUAAAAUCUUGGAUUCCAAGAACUCUGUACAUCAUAAUGUCAAAUUCAGUUAAAUUUUAUGACCAUUAUUUAGGCACUUGGCAGACUUACACUGUUUGACAAUAAUGUGUUUUUAAGACUACUGGGAUUUGAUGAUUUUAUAGUUGGUACAAAAUAUAUACAGCUCCAAGGGCAAAAAUCAGAUUUAUUAGAUUUAUUGCUUCAUUUUAGAGAAUCAAAUGAUCAUAAAUUGUUCAGUUGAAAUGCUAUUAUGUUUAACUGCAGCACAGCACAAAUCUGGAAUGGUCCCAUUAAAUAGAAGGCUAUUUUGCAGAAUUCCUUCAAUUUCACUCACGAGUUUUUUUUUGUUUUUGUUUUAAUUUGUCGUUUUCCAAACCUAUACAGAUUAAGAUAUCUUGUAAUUUCUACUGUUUUGUUUGAUAAAUGUGAGCAGUUAAAUUGGCAGCUAGAUAACCAUAGAGAAUUGUGUAUUUAGAGACAGAUUAUAAAGCUAUAGGAUUUUAGGUUACUAAAGUGAAUAUUAGGGAUUUUAUUGCAAAGUCCUCUCGUUUUGCAGGUGUAACUGAUACCUAGAGAAGACUUAAGACUGGUGCAAAUCCAUUCAGCAUAACAAUGUGCAGAAUUCAUGUUAACAGCUGGAUUAAGUUCUAGGCCUCUUAUUGUAUCAUAUGUUCUUUUAUUUUGAACAGCUUAGUAAGGUGUCUAAAUCCAGAAUCUUUAAUUCUUAAGGAGUUUUCAUUGGACAUAAUUAAAAAUUUUAAGUUCAAUAUGUUUAUAAAAAUGCCACAUAUACAUUAAUAGUUAUCUCAGUAGUAAGGAGCAGGGAAAUAGAGCAUCAUUUUCUUAAUAGAAGAAGUAUAUCUUUAGCUUUUAUUUUUUUGUACCAUUAAAACUGCUAUUAAAGUUGUUACUAGUUAACAUUUAGUUAGAUAAUUACUGUAUCACUGACAUCUGAUUUUUAAGAUGUAUUUGCAUACUAUUGAAACUGAAUGCUAUUUUGCCAUUAAUGCUGCUGCUUUGCCAACAAAGAGAGAAUUGAAACUAACUGAAUGUAUUAAUAAUUUUACAAUGGGAUGGUACACUUUUUAAUACAGUAGAUAAUUGACAUUUGCAAGGCAUAUAUCCUGAAGUCUUUGCCAGUUCACAAAUUCUUUGCCACCUAGAGCACACAGUUAUCUCAGUUUCUUCCUCAGUAAAGAAAGGAGUACUUACUUAGUGUGAGGGGCAAAGGAUGUCCAGCAUCAAUAAGAGAACACUAAAAUGACAGUGAGAAGCAAAUGCUUGAGUCUAAUAAGCUAGGCUCAGGCUUGAGGGAGAUGAUUUGCUUUCACAUACUAAUGUUUCCACUUCACAAUCAUGCUUCCCAGAAACACUGCAAUUUAUCUUGGAUCUCCAUGGUUACUUAGAAAUUGAUAAAAGGAUUAAUAUUGCAUCUGCAAAGUCCCUGCAUCUACUGUGUAUAAAAAUGAUUUAUCUUGUUUAAUAUAAAUGUUUUCU